Molecule: messenger RNA, 117 nt
Organism: Peronospora matthiolae
Lineage: Eukaryota; Oomycota; Peronosporomycetes; Peronosporales; Peronosporaceae
Source: the annotation of a GenBank genome assembly
AUGCCGAAGGCCCCGACCCCUCGGUCUUUUAUCGAGGUCAUGUUCAGGUCGUCCGAGUCCGAAGCCGAGCCGCCACCUCGGAAGGUGUUGACCACCCAGCGGCUCGCAGCUCUCUGA